Molecule: messenger RNA, 3349 nt
Organism: Anguilla rostrata (American eel)
Lineage: Eukaryota; Metazoa; Chordata; Actinopteri; Anguilliformes; Anguillidae
Gene: vegfaa
Product: vascular endothelial growth factor Aa
Exons: 8
Coding region: 1267-1875 (202 amino acids)
Biological process (GO): vascular endothelial growth factor receptor signaling pathway; induction of positive chemotaxis; vascular endothelial growth factor signaling pathway
Cellular component (GO): membrane
Molecular function (GO): heparin binding; growth factor activity; vascular endothelial growth factor receptor 1 binding
Source: RefSeq, a predicted model, not a curated record
UAGUGGGUGGCAAAAAUCAGACCAAUCAGAUAGUUCGGGAAGGCAACAGCGUUAGGGUCUCAUUAAUAAGUAGGCUACAUCGUCCUUGUCGGUCCACAAUAGGUCAUAGCUCGUGUUCUAACCAAUUGUUCUGUCCUGUGGGUAUUUGUAUUUUUAAAACAUCAAGAACAUAGCCAGCAACUGUCUUGUUCGUGUGACUUUGGUUUGUUAGCUGCGUGUCCCAUAUUGGUUAUUUGUAUUGGUAUUGUUUGGAACUUUUACAUCACUAAUUAAGAAGGCCUGAUCAUAGUCACAUUCUCCGUUGUUAUUAUUUUUUAAAGACACAGUGGCAUUUUGAUAUAGUCUAGCAGGAUUAGAAACAGAGUUGUGUGUGUCAAGUCAUAGUCUUAGCUUCCCUUGAGCUGACAGGAGACUAGUUACAUUCCCUCCGAUUUCACGUUAAUGUAUUUACUCAAUACCGUAUUAUUAUUAUUAUUAUUUCUGUUGUUGUAAUAGCUAUUUUUCAACAAUUCCAAUGUUCCAAUUUUUCAACAAUUAUAUGUCACUUAUAACGUCAGUUAUUUUAGAUGUCAAAUACAACUUCAACAAUGAAUACGCCAUUUUAAAACAAAUUAGUUAAACUAGAGUUACAUUUGCAUUGCAAGGGACGUUGAUUUGCUUUUAUGAAUUACACGCUUUUUUAACCCAUGUAAUAAAUUGGGGAAACGUGGUAGCCUAUCAUCAAAAUCCUAUCGGCCUUCAACCCGUGAACUCCCUCUGCUCCUGGCCAAAAUCCGAUUUGACUGUUGACCAUGUAGCAUGCUGCGCCACAACUGGAACGUCUCCGUUGUUUUCACAACGAUCAAUUUAAUUAGUAACACUCCUCCAAGACGUGAGAAUAAAGAUUCACAGAUCCUCCCCCUAUUUGCAAAUCAAAUACAGUCUAGUUUUACUGAGUUACUUGCGGUUUACUUUCACUCCUCAAUGGGGGGUCGGGGGUUAAGGGUGGGGGUGGAUUACUUUCUACCCAAGAAGAAGUCACUUUAAUUAUUGUUUUAUUUUACCAAUUCCCAAUGUAUUGAUCUUGUAUGACUACAAAGGCGUUGAAUUACGUAUGAAACAAAAACGACUCCAGCCUCACCCAACCGUAUUGCUCAGGUUAAAUUGACGUGUUUCUCACGCAAUGUUGAAAGCUCUUGCGCGAUCGCCACUCUGUAGUAUGGUAAGAGGUGCGACUGUGCCAAACCAGACAUAUUCCGCGAUACGGAUACGUUGAGAGAUGAAUAUAUGACACGGUGCGUAAACGGUGCCAAGAUCUGCACUCAGACUGCUGUCAUACCCAAAGAGGUGGAAAACAGUAAAAAUGACGUGGUCCCCUUUAUGGACGUGUACAAUAAGAGUCUCUGCCGGCCUAGGGAGCUCCUUGUCGACAUCUACCAGGAGUACCCAGAAGAGAUUGAGCACACCUAUAUCCCGUCCUGCGUCGUUCUCAUGCGCUGCGGGGGCUGCUGCAACGACGAGGCGCUGGAGUGCGUUCCCGUAGCAACGCGCAACGUCACCCUGGAAGUCAAACGAGUAAAACUGCGUGUGACGCAGCACAAUUUCCUACUGAGUUUUACGGAACACACAAGUUGUGAAUGCAGACCAAAGAAAGAAGUGAAAGAGAAGAAAGCAAAAAAACCUGGGAGGGGCGAAGGACAAAAGAGAAAGAGAAGGAAGGAGAGGGGGAAAAGGCGACACUUCCACUGUGAGCCUUGUUCAGAGAGGAGAAGGCGCAUAUAUGUGCAGGACCCCUUCACCUGUAAAUGCUCCUGCAAAUACUCACAGUUAUACUGCAAGUCCAGACAGCUUGAGUUAAACCAAAGAACUUGCAGAUGUGAUAAACCAAGGAGAUGAGAAGCGGGGACAGGAGCUCAGACAUGAAGGAGGAUUCUCUGCACGGCACUUUGAACUCAGACCUUUGAACUCUGAACCUUUUUCUCAGAGGAUGCAUUCCCUGGACCGACUGAGAAAAGAGUGAGACAGGAAUAGCCCUGUCCCAUAUUCUUUAAAUAUGAAUAUAUAUUUAAAGACAGACAAUGAUUAAUAUGUACUGCUGCUAUGAAGACAAAACUAUUUAAAAAGAACUGUAUAAAGCAAACGAAUGCACCAGCACGUGCUGGUGUGUGAACAGGACUGUGUUUUUUUUUUUUUUUGAACUUAUCGAGUUGUGAAAGUUCACUGGAUAUAAUAUCUGCUGUGGACAUAGAAGACCACGAAACAGAAUGGAGACAAUGGAGACUUUGCCAUUCAUCUGCUGGAGAAAGGCCAAGUGCAUUUAUGCAAGAGGAGACAGAAGGAAGACCUAUCUGCAUUAGCAAUGCCACUUCCUGCUAGCUGUGGAAGUAUUGUAUCCAGGGCGACUAAAACCCAGUUGGACUGGGAGCUCAGAAACUUGUAAAGGGAUAUUAAUUGUAGGUAUAUAUAGAAACUCCUGAAAUUAAAUUGCCUGGUAAAAUUAAGUUUCAAGGAGAAUUGGCAUUCAUUGACACUGUAGAAAUGGAUAACAUCUGUCCAUUUGCUUGUGAGAUUCAUUUUCCAAAGAUAACAUUGCACGCACUAGUAAGAAUAAUAAAGAUAUGGCGAGAUAACUAUCUUUAUAUACAUACAUAAUAUCCCUUUUUGUAGUUCUUUGCAUUUAAUUUAUAAUGUUAGAACAUUUUCAUUAUUCUGUGUAUUUAAUUGAUCUAUUUAUAUGCAGUGUUAUAUUAAUAAUAUUUUGCAUUUUUGUUGCCUUGCCCUAGAAAAUAUGAUAACUUUUGACACCUUUUGUUUUUUUUAAAGAAAAGGAGAAAAGCAAACAAACCAACCACUUUGACAUUCCUGAAGGAGCAAGUUUGAUGAAGUGUGAGAUUCGAUUUAUUACCAAACCUGGGCCUGCUACUCAUGGCCAUGUGGGCGCUCACAGUUGGGUUCACGUUGGGUUCAAAUUCAGUUGCGUGUUCAUGUUGUGUUUGUGGUGUUUUUGUGUUGACAGUGCGCAUUCGCGAUUGGUCUGAUGCCCAGCUGCAGCAACCUGCCUCUCUGUGCUCUGACCAUGUUCCCCAGACCCAGGGGGCGGAGCUUACACGAGCCCCGCCCCCUGGGUCUCACAGUAAAAUAUUACAUUCUGUUUUUGUGUUAAAGUAACGUGUGUCAGCAUUGUGUUUUUUUUCUUGUUUUUUUUUUGUUAUCAUGUCCAGCCACGUUUUUAGCGUUUUUUCACAUUAAUAUAUUUAUUGGUGCUGUAAAUAUACAUGUUUAAAUAACAUCCAUUCUGUUUCUAGUGUUACUAGUAUACAUAUUUAUUUUCAAAUUAUAUUGUUUUUUAUUAAAGUAAAAAUGAAAUUUA